CUCCUUCAUCACUGCCGUCGGCGCCAUACACAACGCAUUCGCAGAGCCAUUCUUCCGCCUCUCGAUCUCAUCAAAGACGCAUCGCCUCGCUACCUCUAUGGAUUGAGACGAUGGUAUCUUUCAUCUCUUUUUUGUGAUUCUACAACUGCGGUGGCUACAAAUUUAUAGGCUGCUCGGCCCUUGUUUGGUGAUGGUGCUUGGAGUUUGGUUCAAUGGGAUGGGGGUUGACUUUGAGGAAUCUAUGGCGAUAUGAAACUAUCUAUACCAACACAUGCAGCUACCACGGCGGCAUCUAUGGGGAAUCGGCGUGCGCAGGUUGUACAUAAACCCUUCCCACUCCACGAUGCAGAGACUAAGGAUCUACCUCCUCUGGUGACCCCUGGCCCAUGGUUGUUCUGUGCGGGCGCGGGGUUUGGCAUCGUGGUGGUGAUGGCACGUUGGUAUGCCGGUUUGGAGACGGGGGGGCGGGCUGCCGACUUUGCUGUUGCCGUCGCCAUUGCGAGCUCUCUCCAGACAAACGUCAAGAAAUGGACCGACAAUCUCACUGGGUUCAUGGGCUGGCCUUACGACAACAUUCCUGUCGGUGUAGUUGGGUGGGCGGCUAGAAACACGAACCUCCUCCAAGGUUCUACCUCUGGCAUCGACGUCUAUACCAUGACAGAUCAAGACGGUGUACCGGAGUGUGACCCCCGCUGUGGUCGCUUUUUCCACCAAGAUAACAACUAUGUCUCCUAUCCAGGAGGAGCUGACCACCACUAUGACGUGUCUCUUUGGCUCACAGCAGGAAUGGAUGGCGGUGCUGGUGGUGACUGGGGCCAACGUGUUGGGCGCGAGUAUUUCUUGCCUGCUCUCGACAAUCCGCACAUUUGGCUACAUGAGUUUGGUCACACAAUGGGGUUCGAUGACUUCUAUGACUGGACACCUACUGGUCAAACAAACUUCAUCAUGCUCGCGGGCAGCUCUCAUAUUACAGAGUUCGAUACCUGGAUGAUGAGGGGUUUCUGGCGUCACGUCGCAAAUCGAUAG
Messenger RNA from Pseudogymnoascus destructans, 1026 nucleotides. RefSeq lists its product as uncharacterized. Bases 250 to 1026 code for a protein of 258 amino acids. The record is from RefSeq and is a predicted model, not a curated record. The transcript has 3 exons. Lineage: Eukaryota; Fungi; Ascomycota; Leotiomycetes; Thelebolales; Thelebolaceae.